AUGGCCAAAACAUAUGAUUUCCUCUUCAAACUAUUACUUAUAGGAGAUUCAGGAGUUGGCAAGACCUGCGUACUGUUCCGAUUUUCCGAAGAUGCGUUCAAUUCGACAUUUAUCUCUACCAUAGGUUGGUUCAUCGAAGAGAAACCGUUGAAGAGUUCUUCGGGUGUACUGUGUUUUGCCUUGGAAUUUAGAGGGUUCAUUGUGACUUCAGAAUAUUGAAGGAAUUCUUUUAUGGUUUUCAGGCAUUGAUUUUAAGAUAAGGACGAUAGAGCUGGAUGGGAAGAAGAUAAAACUUCAAAUAUGGUGAGAGAAGAAUCAAAGUGCACAUGAUAGUUAAAAGCAAGCUACUUGUACGCCGCAGUCAUCUUCUCCGUUUUAGGUUUAGUGAGUGAGCCAUUGCUCUUUUCCUUAACUAGGCUCCUAUGCAUUUAAGUGUCUAAUGGACCCUAUAACUAUAGCAUGUGUCUUAUUACAUGCUGUGGUGUGCAUAAGUUCAUACUAUAAAUCCUUAUUUAUGGUUUACGUGCUUGACCCAGCACUUUCCUGGUGAUAAGAUAACCUGAAAAAAUAUUCCCUUCCUUUUGCUAUCUAAGAAGUACUAUACACCACUGUUUGUAACAUGAGGUGUAAUUUUGAUAAAAUGCAGUUUGAGUGCAUAGGGUUUUUAAAAACUUCUUCAAAAAUUUUUUUGUCUUUGAGGCAAUUGAUUAGAAGCUACAAGCUUUCCUAAAUGUCAGUGGUGUACCCAAAUUACAUUGUAACAUCACUAAACGCUUUUUUUUGUCUAAUGAGUGAUGACAGAGGGCGGUAGACCAGCAUCAAUAAGGCUGUAACAAUCAGGGUUUUCAUUUUUAUAAAAAGUAGUAGGAGGAAAUUGAAUUCUACCCGACUCAGUAAUGCGCCGCAGAGUGGCACCGUGCAGCAAAGGCGCACGUGGGGGAGGGUACGGGAGAGGGUGUCCCACUCUUGUUAGGGGGGGGUCCGGGGGGACCUCCCCGGGGAAAUUUUGAAAAUUUGAACGUCCAGUGAUGUAUUCUGGUGCAUUUUCAGGGCUCAAAACAUGAUUUUUAACAGGUCAAAAUCGAUAUCAUUAUAACAAAGUUUCAUCAAAAAAUUCCGUUGAUUUUUUUUCUUCAACUUUCUUCAAUCAUUUACGUUUUAUUUUGUUUAAGCCAUGACAGAUAGUAUCAGCGUAGUGUUUCACUAUUUGAAUUAAUGAUCUGAAAUUUUGGCUCAAAAGUGCCCGAUGCGAACACAGCAAGUAGCCGGCACAUGGCGUCGGGAGUCGGCAAGUUUUGAAAAUCCUGAACAAUACAUUGAACUAUCGAUUAAUUGCGAUAUUAAUGCUGCGAUAGCGUAGCGAACUAUUGAUAGUUUCAAUAGUUUUAUUCUUCUAACAUAAUUUUCUAACUUCUUUGGAAAAUAAAGACACCCUUUUUUGCCCAUCUUUGAUACCUAAGGUCACAAUAACGAUAAACAAGAAACUAAAAACAAUCUACAGCCCUACUGCACCUAUAAUGAACCAAGUCUAUAAUGUUUUAGCCUCUUGAUUCUUGAACCGCAUAGUACCUGUAUUGACUGACCACCACUUCAUAGUUAUUUCUUAAAGUAUAAGGCAUUUUGUAUAAACAGAUAUUCCUGAAAACUGUCACAAUGCUAUUGCUAUAGUACCUCCUCUAGCACAAUACUAUUGCAAUAUCCAUGUGGCCUAUUGCAAUAGUUAAAAUUUCCGCAAUAGUCACCCCUAAUCAAGGUGAUCUUAUUUAAUUGCUAUUUUUGUCAUGUGUUUGGUUGUUAGGGACACAGCUGGCCAGGAAAGGUUUCGUACCAUCACCACCGCCUACUACCGUGGGGCCAUGGUAAUUAAAAGAUUGCUAGAUUAAUUUUGGAAUACCUGGCUACUUAUUAAAUAAUCCCUCAAUGCCUUUUAGAACAAAGCAUGUCAUUACAGAAGUUGCCACUCAUAUUUUAUGAUUUAGAAAUAAGUGGCUCGGUAUUCUAUAUUCUUGCUGGGAGAGUUAACAGUCGUUUGAAUACAAAGCCAGUUUGAUACAAGUUGAAAUGACCAAUUUUGCUGGGAGAGCCAAAAGUUGGUGUGCAGUCAAACCGCUGCCUUUCCUCUUCAGGAUUUUUAUGGGUUUUGACACAUGUUGCUCUGAUACUAGGGAUUUCCAUGAUAAGCGACAGAUACAGUAGAACCCCGGUAACUGGAACUCUGAAGGGAAAUGUUAAAUAUUUCGAGUUAUCAAGGUAAAUUUUGGUGAAAUUGUGAUCAAGGAAAAGGAAAUUUAGUUUGAGUUAGCAGGGAAUUUGAGUUAUCCGAGUUUUGAGUUAUCGAGGUUCUUCUGUGCUUAAAAGUAUUGAAAGAAAACUGCAUUACUUCCAAUUGCCACCAAAAUAUCCAGUUUUAGCAGUUUCUCUCACUUCACACGCUUUGGGGAAGACAGCCACAUGUUCUUCAAAUACAUGUACAAUGACGUACUUUUCACUUGAGGUCAGCCUCUAUGUUCGAAACCUUGUUUAUACAAGUUACCCAAAGAGCAACCAAAAUUUGUUAUUGUGAAAGUUUGGUAAUUAGAGUCCUAAAUAACCCAUAAGAUACCUACAAUGCACUUGAGCACCAGAACCCAGAUUUUCAAAAGGUGGAUAGCACUAUCUUCCUGCAGUGAAUAACUAUUAGGAAAACUAAUAAUUACAUUAUUCACAGGAUAGAGAUUUGGUUAUCCACCUUUUGAACUACUAGGGCCAGGGGCAAGUUGCAGGAGAUGUUCUUCUGAUAACAUGGCUCUUAAGUAUUGUUCUGGAUUACAGUUCUUGUAAUCUUAAGAUGCUUUAUGCAACCUACCUCUAGGCUAUUAAACUGGUGGUGCAUCAUGUCCCUCCAGCAGGCUGAUUUAUUUUUAUUUCUCUUCAACUAAUUUUAUGUCCAUUCUUUUCCUGCUUGUUUAUAUUUUUGUCUCGGUUGUGAUAAUAAGUUAAAUAACAGAUACUUUCAGUGAUCCGUCUAGAAACCAGUUGAAGUGUGUCCAGGGACUUGAGGACUGUGAGUUGCUGGCUAGUGUUUAAGAACCCUUUACCCUUGUUUGGUUAGAAGUCAAAUAUUGAGCUUUUACAUAACGUAUGAUUUAUUGUAAUAUCAUUUAAUCUCCCUCGUAAACACAAAUUGUACGGAGAGGUAAAAAAAGACAAAUUAAAGUUAAAGUAUAUAGGCUUUAAAGUAAUAUGAUGUUUACUAAAAUGUCGUUUACCGGUAUUUUUGUUUCAUUGUAGGGCAUCAUGCUUGUAUAUGACAUCACAAAUGACAAAUCCUUUGAGAAUAUCAAAAACUGGAUCAGAAAUAUUGAGGAGGUAAGUAUGCGAAAAUGCACAGUAAUGGCUUUCCAUCAAGUGGGUGAAACGCACAGUUAUCGAACAGGUUACUAAUGGCUUACUCACCCAUUCAAACGGGGCUAUAGAUUGGCUGAACGGGUUAUUAAGUUUUCCAAAUGGUGAACACGAACAGGCAAAUGGCUUACUCACCCCUUUUGAACAGGUCCAUUGAGUGAACAGGUGAUUAAGUAUUCCAAACGGAACACAAACGGAUGAAUGGCUCAUGAAAUUUUCUAACAGGUUACCCAAAUGACUGAACUGCUUAAGAAAAUGGUUGGCAUAAACCAGUUGGUUAAUGGGUUUACCAGUGAUUUCAAAUUGCUCAUAAAAAACAGUAGUGCCAUGUCAUCAUUUCCAAACACAUAGAAGACAAAUCUGGUCUGAUCCAGGUUGUGUUGACAACUGUUCUGAUGAAUUAACAUAACAAGGAAGCAGUUAAAACGGUGAAAAUCAGGGAAAACCAAUAAUAAGUUUGUUUGCAUGUCCCAAUCUUUGUAGUAAUUAUUGGCCAGUACUCAUUCAGGUGUUUAAGGUUUUCUGAAUUUGACAGUAACAUUCUGUCAGACUGAUCUCAGAAAAAGAAAUUGUUAAUGACCUUUUAUUGUACUACAACUAAACAAAAGAAGAGCAUACAUGUAUUUUUUAGCAGAGAAAAAAAAUCAUGAAUACACAUUAUUUUAUAGAUACUUCCUUUGCCAAGCCAAUUCAUUGAGUGAAUGAAGCACAUAAUUAUUCUCUAAGUGUAAGAAAAGCAAUCUGAACUUGGAACUUGGUUAAUUGCUAUUCUUUAAGCUGUACCACCUUGAAAAGCUACAGCUGAGUGCAAAUUCUUUACCUUUCUCUUUUUUCUUUAGGGGGAAAAAAGAAACAGAAUAAAAAGUAAAAAAGAACCAUUCACAUAAAUUAUUAUUCAUGGAACUGUAUAUAACAAAUUUGUACAUUUGUUUAGCAUGCAUCAUCUGAUGUUGAGAAAAUGGUGUUGGGAAAUAAGUGUGAUAUGGAGGAUCGUAGAUUAGUGUCUAAAGAAAGAGGAACACAGUUGGCUACAGAAUAUGGAAUAAAGUUCAUGGAGACCAGUGCUAAAGCUAGCAUUAACGUGGAGGAGGUAUGGAUUGUCUUGUAAAGGCUUUGAUUUGAUUUACUGGAUUUGGAGACAGCAAUGCUACAGUCUUGUUGUAUUGUUAUCAACCAUUCAGACACUCACAGUGCAAUUUGGGGAGCUUAGGUCACUUAUGACAUGACUCCAUAAAAAAGGGAACUUUGACAGCAAGUUAUGAUCAAAUGAUACUCAUUAGCUAAAUCUUGGACAGGAUAAAAUUGAAAACCAUCUCCCACUCACUGGAAAUGAAAAAAUGGAACUCUAAAAUUGUAUGAAGGCCAACUCAGUGUGUCAUUUCUCAUCCUUGAUUUUAUGGAGCAAGGCCAGGUGUUAAUUUUUUGUCAAUUUUGCCAAAUAGAACAACUACAUUAGUACUAAAUUGUAAUGGUUGACAAUCACAUGCUCUGUUAGUUACACAUCAAGGGUUUUGUUUGGAACCAGCAGAAGGUUUUGCUUUAUAUAUUCCUUUUUAGAUAAUUAUUACUUAUUAAUUUUACCAUUAACCGAUACUAACUGUAGAAUUUUCUUAAUUUUAUUACACAGGCCUUUUUCACACUUGCGAGAGAUAUAAAACUUAAAAUGGACAAGAAACUUGUAAGUCUGUAGCAAGAUGGCUUUGCGUGAAUUUGUCUUAAGAACAACACAUUCAUGUGCCUUAUUUUUCUUCUUCAGGAACAAUCCAGUCCUCAAGCUACAUCAACAAUCCAUGUUACACAACAACCUAAGCAAUCCAGAGGGUUUUUCCGCUGUACAAUAUUGUAGAGUGUUUAAAUUUCUAAAAGCAAGGAUAUUCCUUUAUGAGGAAUUGAUUGCAACAUAUGUAGUGGCCAGGUGGCUUUCUCCUCUGUAUGAGUCAAGUUUUGGGCUUAUAAGACUAUCUUUUUUGGUUAAAAGGUGGAUGCUUAUUAGAGUCACAUUAUUCUGGCUAGUGCAUGAUAUCAUCAGCAAGGAUGUUCCUCAGAAUGUUCAUAAAAAUGGCCCUUAGGGACCCUUUUAUAUCAUUGCUUUUCGGUCACAAGUCCAUCCAUACACAUUGUAGCCUGCUCCAAUUUCUGUAUCCUCUAAUCAUAGAUGAUCAGAAAAUCAGAAAAUUGACACUUACAAAAGACUCUUCUCUUUGAUAAUAUUUUUCUGUAUUAAUUUUCCCUUACCACCUUUACUUCUCAUACAUUUGAGAUAAUUUUGUUCAUGUUUUACACAUGCCCCACAUUUUUCGGAUGAGUUGAUCAUAGGUUAAAGCCAUUAAAAUAAUGUGUUAUUGUGGCUGAGUAAUGUUGAAGUGGCCUAGAUUAGUCCAAAGUAAUUAUAGUCUUCAUUUUUUCAUCAAUUAUUGGGUGGACCAUGAGAAUCAAGGCCUUUACUGAUUCAAUCAAAUAAAUUUUAUACACUUUGGUGAAGAUUGGGGAAAUUAUAAAAUGAUAGAACAUGGAGAAAAUUUAACAAGCCCAUCUUAACUUGACUCAUUUACAGCAGAAUCCUGCUCUCUCUUAAUUUCAAAACACAGUUGGUCUCACAUGGCAAUGAUUUGUCUAAGGGACUAUUCACUGACACAGGAACAUUUCCUCCUGUGUGACAACAUUGAAAUGUGGUUGCAGCUCUGGAUAUCAUAAAUUGCAACUGGUUUGAUUGAGGCUGUGACCAAGGUUAGUCAUGGAGACAUGGAAAAGUAAGGCCUUAAAAGUUCCUAAUCUGAUGCAAAAUUUUCUCUUUGAUUGACAAAGAUAAUAGUACAAGUAUAAUACAAAAUGGAAGGAGCAUCUUAGAGUUUUAAUUUGUGUUUUUGCUAAAGCAAAAGUGGAUAUGUAAGAGAAGCAUAAUUUUUUGGUACACAUACAGUGUAGGGGGUUUGUCCCAGUGAUUUUUUUCUGCAACACAUUGCCCCUUGUGUAUCAAACUCAAGGUAAUGUGAGGAAAUUGAGGUACACAGCAUGCAAGUUUGAGAUAGCAGAGUUUCUUGGAAACCUUAUGAUAGUUAAUUCUACUUGUAUCAAAACAAGUUCAGUUUUGUGUAGCACCCAUGGAAUGCCAUUGCUGUGGAUUGUAAGAAGCCUCUCUUGCAGACAUUUUUUGGCUUUGUUCAUCAAUGAGAAAAUUAAUUUUUAGUUUCAUGAUGAGCCCAAACAACCUCAUUCCUACAUUUAAGGUCCUCUCCUACCUGUCCCAGUGGGUAGGAGAGGGCGGUGAGAGUGAGCUCUUGGAGCCAAAAUCUCUUUGCACAGUGAGGGGGCUAGAUUUUGAGUGUUAAAAUUAUUAUAAUAUUGUGGGAUUUCAAACCCACCUGAGAGAGAUUGUACAGUAGUCAUACAUGUAGAAGGGGAGGAUUUAUUCAGUAGACUAGUUUAGGAGAAGGAACCAUACUUGUAUGAUUUGGGAAUUUUAUCUUCUGUGUGUCAGACCAGUCCCAGAGGUCUAGUGAUCUUAUCUUUUAGGUAUUGUAGUGAAAACAUGGCUUUUGUUCGGCUCUUUUUGUUAAGAACUGAGUAGACCUUAGUCUUCUUCGCAGCCAUUCUCUGUGUCGUCAUGCAAUUUGUGGGUGGGAGAGUUGUGUAGGAACGCAAAAAUAGCUGCAAAGGAGACUAAGUGGACCUAUCCAGGAUUAAAGAUUGUUUUACUUUGUAUAAAAACAUACAGUACCCUUUAGCAUUUGAAUUAACCUUAAAUAAAAGAUUUUUAUAAUUAAUUUAACUUGGUGAGCAGUUCGUUUAUUUAUGUAAAUCAAAACAAACAAAAUAGAACAU
This is a messenger RNA of Porites lobata, 7206 nucleotides long. The record is from the annotation of a GenBank genome assembly. Lineage: Eukaryota; Metazoa; Cnidaria; Anthozoa; Scleractinia; Poritidae.